AUGCUUCAGACCAGGAUGGAGCGCCUCCCGACUCGCGGGCUUAAGCGCGAAUGGGAAGAUGAAAACGCCCCUGUUUACGCCGCCGAACCAUUUCGGUCCGCCUUGAGGCCCGCGGACUCUAACGGCUUACUCAACCUGUGUCAGAACUACCGACUCCUCCCUGUGCCAGAAGACAAGGAUGAUCUGGAAGCGACAGCUAGAAAAAUGGAGGAGCUGGCAAAGGAAGUCGACAACGGAAACAGUCUCGCACUCUACACCGGCUUGAGGGUGGCGUCGCAGCGGCCGAGAAACCCAGAGAGUAUCGCAAAAGCACACUUGGCACCACACGAGAGAUGGCUUUAUGACAGCUGGAGAAAGUCGAAGGAUAGCCACGACAAUGCCGAGAAUGUUAUGAGACUUCCGGACUUUAACUGGGAUAAAUGGGUGGCACCCCUGCCCAAUGGGGCGCAGAGUCUCAAUAGAUUCCGACAGCGCGCAGAAGCCAUGGAUCGCAUUUGGGGCCAUCGGGGGGCCACGCCCGAGAACGCCUCAUGGCUGACCUUCCACUUGCCCUCGAUGUUACCCCUGGUCAAGGCCGUGACGAAGGUGUCCAAUCUCCAAACGAACAACCAACCCCGUGAACGUCGUGGAUCGGUCCCCCGCGGGUUGACCGACAUGGAGGUUGCAGAGCUUGAAACGGCGCGCAAGGUUGUGGCCGUCGCAGAGAGGAACAGGUGCAGGGAAAUGGAGAAUGUCCGCCGGCUAAACAGAUCUAUUACCGAGUCGGUCGCAGUCAUGAAGUCGCGUGUGCAUACGCUCGAGGGAAGACAUGGUCGAUUGUAA
This is a messenger RNA of Aspergillus melleus, 822 nucleotides long. RefSeq lists its product as uncharacterized. NCBI's taxonomy places the organism in Eukaryota, Fungi, Ascomycota, Eurotiomycetes, Eurotiales, Aspergillaceae. The record is from RefSeq and is a predicted model, not a curated record. Bases 1 to 822 code for a protein of 273 amino acids. The transcript has a single exon.